AUGAGCAGGUCGAAUUCGAAUGGGACUAGCCGUGGAUCGGCUGAGCGUAUCACUAGAUCUAAAUCACUUAUUCGUCAACCAUCAGUCAAUAACAUACCUCCAACAGAUCCGAAUAAACCGAUUGCCGGAAUGUUCGACGGAAAGGAGAAAGUCAACCGUGAACAGCCUCCAAUGCCAACAACUGAGGGUGUUGAAUACCCACGUGCUGCGAGUUGGGCAGCUGGCAAUUGUGCUAAUGUUCUCAAUGAUGAGAAAGGUAAACAAUUAUUUCGUGUCUUCCUCUUUCAAUCACUCGCUGAAGAGAAUCUCUCGUUCCUCGAGGCAAUGGAUAAGCUCAAGAAAAUGAAAAGUGGUGAUGAGAAAGUGGCAUUCGCCAAGGAGAUUCUUGAAACAUAUCAAGCAUCCAUCAACUUGUCAUCAAGCUCAAUGAAGUCAUUGCGUAAUGCAGUUGCCAGUGAAACUCUCGAUAUGGAAGAGUUCGCUCCAGCAAUCAAAGAAGUCAAACGUCUUCUCGAGAACGACCAGUUCCCACGUUUCCGUCGUUCGGAGCUCUAUCUCCAGUACUUGGAGGAACUCCUUCCACGUAAUUACGCCGAGAAAUGGGCUCAAAGCUUCGAGAGCCUUCUCGGUAAUCACGUCGGACGUCAUCACUUCCGCAUCUUCUUGCGUUCAAUCCACGCGGAAGAGAACCUUCGCUUCUGGGAAGCUGUCGUCGAGUUCAGAUCAAGCCGUCAUAAGGCCAAUGCAAUGAACAAUCUCGGACGAGUGAUUCUCUCGACCUAUUUGGCCGAAGGAACUGCAAAUGAAGUUUUCCUUCCAUUCGGUGUUCGCCAGGUCAUCGAACGUCGCAUUCAUGACAAUCACAUCGACAUUUCACUCUUCGAUGAAGCCAUCAAACACGUCGAACAAGUUCUUCGCAACGAUCCAUACGUUCGCUUCCUUCAAAGCGCUCAAUACAUCGAUCUUCUCGGCAAGCUCAAAAGCUCGUAA
Caenorhabditis remanei is the source of this 990-nucleotide messenger RNA. RefSeq lists its product as uncharacterized. Lineage: Eukaryota; Metazoa; Nematoda; Chromadorea; Rhabditida; Rhabditidae. Bases 1 to 990 code for a protein of 329 amino acids. The record is from RefSeq and is a predicted model, not a curated record. The transcript has 4 exons.